AUGGCGUCCAACGACGUCAACGUCAAGGUGGCUGUGCGCUGCCGGCCCAUGAGCGGCAAGGAGACGCAAAUGGGCGCCAAGACGAUCGUGUCGGUCGUCGACAAGAUGAUUUGCAUCGAGAGCCCGACGGCAGGCGCAGAAGAGGCCAAGAAGAAGUUCACAUUCGACUACUGCUACUUUGUCGACUCGGACCAAGCGACCGUGUACGCCGAAGUGGCCCAGCCGCUCGUGGACCAGGCUUUCCAGGGCUACAACGGCACCAUCUUUGCGUACGGCCAAACAGGGUCUGGGAAGACGCACACGAUGAUGGGGUCCGGUGACGACCAUGGCAUCAUUCCCAAAAUGAACUUCGACCUUUUCCAGCGCGUCGCGGCGCAAACCAACGAUGAGACCAAGUACCUGAUCACGGUCUCGUUUCUCGAGAUCUACAACGAAGUCAUCAAGGACCUCCUCAACCCGUCCGAUAAGGUGCUUAAGAUCCGCGAGCACCCCGACAUGGGCAUCUACGUGGAGCACUUGGCCGAACUCGUGGUGCGAGAGCCCAGCGACGUCUCGCGGCUCAUCGACGAAGGCAACAAGGUCAGGCAAGUCGCGGCAACCCAAAUGAACGAACGAAGCUCGCGGUCGCACUCGUGCUUUACCAUCAAAAUCGGUUCCAAGAAAACCGAGACACUGGGGGAUAUCACGCGCGAGACGAUCAUGAACGCCAAGAUCAACCUCGUCGACUUGGCGGGCUCAGAACGCGCAGCCAAAACGGGUGCAACUGGCGACCGGCUCAAGGAGGGUGCUGCCAUCAAUAAGAGCCUCUCGGCCCUCGGCAACGUCAUCAACAUGCUCGCGGAUCGGUCCAAGAAGGGUCACGUGCCCUAUCGCGACUCGAAGCUGACGCGACUUCUUCAAGAGUCGCUUGGUGGCAACUCGCUCACAGUCAUGAUCGCAGCGGUCUCGCCUGCCGACUACAACUACGACGAGUCGCUUGGCACGCUGCAGUACGCCAAUCGCGCCAAGUCGAUCAAAAAUGCAACGCGCAAGAAUGAGGAUGUCAACGAAAAAAUGAUCCGCGAGCUUCGCGAGGAGAUUGAGCGCCUGCGGCAAAUGGUCCAGGGCAACUCGGUGGCGGUGCCGGCCAAUCCCGACGCUUUGCGCGACAUGGACGAGAUGAUCGCCAACCUCGAGCGUGCCAAGCAGCAGUCGUGGGAGGAGAAGGAGCGGCUGGCCGCCUUGUACGAAGCCGAGCGUCAAAAGAGCAUGGCGAAUGAGACCAAUAUCCUCGCCUUCAUGCAGACGGUCAAAGAAGAGAAAAUCGAUGGCAUCAAGCGCGUCAAGCGCCUCCAUCAAGAAAAAGCCAAAUUGACCAAAGUACUCCGCGAAAAGAAAGACAACUACGGCACGAUCAAAAAGAAGCUCCAAAGUGACAUUCAGACGUACCAAGACGUCACCAAAACCAACGAACGCGACGCCCGCGUGCCCGAGCUCUUGGUCGUCAUCGACAAGAUGAAAGAGCAGCUCAUCGCGGAGCGGGAUGCGUUGGCGAGUUUAAAAGACCAGCAAAAGGCCGUCGAAGACAAAAUUCUCGAAGAAGAAGCCGACAUUGCAGCCAAGUCGGCGGUUCUCCAAGAGAAUGAAAAGCUCCGACAAGCAAUCCAAGAAGACGAGCGCCAGAAAAUGAAGCAGGAGAAGGAGUCGUUCCUGGAGCAAGCGCUCGCUGAGGAACGCCAGCGGCUCAAAACGCAGGCCGAGGACGAGCGUGUCAAGCUCGAAAGCAUUUUGAACGAAAGUGUCGACAAGGAAAAGCGGCUCGCGGAAGAAGUCGUCAAGCAGCGCGACCGAGCGCUCUUGAUGAACCAAGAGAUGCACCGUCUCAAGCACACGUUUGCCGAGUCACAGACGCAGACAAAAACGCAGCUUCAGGAGAUGCUCUCGGAGCUCACAGCCGCGUGGGACGCAGAGCGUUUGCAGAUGCAGCGGAAGUACACGACGGCCGUCCAGUUGCUGCAGCAAGCCCACAACGACAUUGUGUAUCUGAGCUCGCGGAAUGCGCUCUUGGAGAAGCAGCUCGACGAGGCGUUGCGCUGGGAGCGACCCAUUUGA
Messenger RNA from Saprolegnia diclina VS20, 2091 nucleotides. RefSeq lists its product as hypothetical. NCBI's taxonomy places the organism in Eukaryota, Oomycota, Saprolegniomycetes, Saprolegniales, Saprolegniaceae. Gene Ontology annotation, biological process: microtubule-based movement. Gene Ontology annotation, molecular function: microtubule motor activity; microtubule binding; ATP binding. The transcript is spliced from 13 exons. The coding region runs from base 1 to 2091 and encodes 696 amino acids. The record is from RefSeq and is a predicted model, not a curated record.